AGCUUAACUCUGCGAACCUGAUAUUGCUGGUUCCUGCACGGGAAAGAAUAGAAGCGAGAAAUGGAGCCCCAGAAGAAGCUGAUAAACUCGGUGGAGGGCUGCGUGGACGAGGCCCUGUGCGGCCUGGUCCGGGCCAGCGGGGGCCUGUCGCUGCUGGAGGGCCACAGGGUCGUGCUCCGGUCCGACCUGGAGGCUCUGAGGGGCAAAGUGGCCCUGCUGUCGGGGGGAGGGUCGGGGCAUGAGCCGGCACACGGGGGUUAUGUUGGUGCAGGAAUGUUGUCGGCAGCAGUCGCAGGUGGAGUGUUUGCAUCACCACCACCGGCCAGCAUCCUGGCAGCCAUCAUGUCUUUGCAUAAUGCAGGAGCCUCCGGGGUCCUUCUCAUCGUGAAGAACUACACCGGCGACCGCCUCAACUUCGGGUUGGCUGCAGAGCAGGCCCGCUACCUCGGCGUGGCCGUCGACAUGGUGGUCGUGGCUGAGGACUGCGCCUUUGACCGGCCCGGUAAGGCCGGGAGGAGAGGCCUGUGUGGAACCGUCUUUAUACACAAGCUGGCAGGUGCGUUGGCAGAGGAAGGCUCCUCAUUGGACCACAUCGUCGCCAGGUUGACAGAGGUUUUAAAGGGGGUCGGUUCGCUCGGUGUGAGUCUGUCUCCGUGCAGCGUCCCCGGCUCCCUGCCCUCAUUCGACCUGUCCCCAGGAGACAUGGAGCUGGGUCUGGGUAUCCACGGGGAACCUGGGAUCAAAAGGUCAAAGGUGACUUCAGCCGACGAGGUGGUGAAAACCAUGAUCGAUCACAUGACCAACCCUGACAGCCAAUCGUGUCUGCCGCUGAAAUCAGGAGACAAUGUGGUUGUGUGUGUGAACAACCUCGGAGCUCUGUCUUGUCUGGAGAUGGCCAUUGUUACUCGAGCUGCCAUCACCUGUCUGGAGAGUCGCGGCGUGGCGGUUGCCAGGGUGAUGUCCGGCUCCUUCAUGACAUCACUGGAGAUGGUGGGCGUGUCCCUGACCCUGAUGCGAACCGACGAGGACACACUGAGACUGUUUGACGCUAAGACUAGCGCCCCCGCCUGGCCAAACCUCAGCAGUGUGCAUGUGAGCGGACGCAGCUACGUCGUGGCUCCUCCCACCAUGGACACACAACCGCAGGACGAUACACACACUGAAGGUUCACUGAGUCCUGUGAUGCUCAAAGCGUUGGAGUCAGUUUGUUCCACACUGUUGGAGAAACAGGAGGAACUCAACUCCCUGGACCGAGCUGCCGGGGACGGAGAUUGCGGUAACACUCAUGCGCAGGCGGCCAGAGCCAUUCAGGAGUGGCUCCGGGGUCAUGUGGUCCCUGGUUGCCCCGGAAAACUCCUCUCAGUCCUCGCUGGAUUGGUUCAGGAGAAGAUGGGCGGGUCCUCAGGGGCGCUCUACAGCCUGUUCCUGACAGCAGCGGCUGGUCAUGUGGCCGAGGGGCGGAGCAACGCUGCAGCCUGGGCGAGUGCAGUGCAUGCUGGGACGCAGGCGAUGAGGAGAUAUGGGGGUGCUGAUCCUGGAGACAGAACUAUGCUGGAUGCUUUGUUUCCUGCUGUGGACGAGCUGAUGAAGCUGACCACAGCUCCACCUGGUGGACAGAUGGUCAUCCUGCAGGCUGCAGUGCAGAAAGCGGCCUCGGGGGCGGAGGCCACCCGUGACCUCACGGCGAGGGCGGGGCGGGCCAGCUACAUCGCGGCCGAGCGGGUCACCCUGCCCGACCCGGGUGCCGUGGCCGUAGCCGCCAUCUUGGGAGCUGUGUUGGAGUCGCUGGAGGGGCGGAAGUAAAACCGACACAUCACUACAAACAGAACAACACUAUCACGCCUCAGUCACAUCUUACACACACACACACACACACACAUUAAUACAUUCUGUCUGCCGUACGUGGCCGAUCACAGAGUCUAGGGGGUCAGAGGUCAUCGGCGCCGCUCAGUGUGAUGGUGACUGGUUUGAAAGAAGCCACAGUGGUUUCCCCCUGAUCCUCGCUGGGUGCAGCCGCCUCAUUCCCCGGCGCUGACACGCUGCCGUGGUCAUGAGGUGCAACCGGUUUCACUGAGGUGCAUUUUGAUCUCUGUCACUUUGGAGCCAGGUGACGCGUGAACUCACAAACAGCUGGUGAAACCGGUUCCAGGGUUGAAGCUCCACCGACUUGUUGAAUGAUGUGUUUUGAUUAAAAGAUGAAUUUGUGAAUGGAUUGAAAAACACUUUCUUAAUUAAUUCUGACUAAUAAAUGAAUUGUUUUUACACAAA
Messenger RNA from Pleuronectes platessa (European plaice), 2268 nucleotides. It is a transcript of the gene tkfc, whose product is annotated as triokinase/FMN cyclase. The record is from RefSeq and is a predicted model, not a curated record. Gene Ontology annotation, biological process: glycerol catabolic process. Gene Ontology annotation, cellular component: cytosol. Gene Ontology annotation, molecular function: glycerone kinase activity; ATP binding. Lineage: Eukaryota; Metazoa; Chordata; Actinopteri; Pleuronectiformes; Pleuronectidae. The coding region runs from base 61 to 1803 and encodes 580 amino acids. The transcript has 17 exons.